AUGUUGAAAGAGCUGAGGCGUUCAGAAGAAAGCUUUGAAGAUGGUUCUAAAAUCGCCUACCUACUCCAGGUUGGUAAACAUGCAGAUUCAGUAAUCUGCAAAAAUAUAACUGUAAGCCUCACCUUUUAGCCUGGCUAGUAAAUGUUGAAUUGGAGACUUAUGCAGUCGGUUUGGAUAAUAAUAUCACUCCAGUAACAGCAUGUUGGGUAAGGGGGCCAGUUACCAGUAACGAUCAAUGGAGCGAAUUUUCCCUUCGUAAACGGUCUUUGCCAUUUUUAAGACACUCAAGGCCUGAAUUUUACACGGACUGUCGCGGUUUGCCGCUUUGAGAACGAGAACUCUGUUAAACGUAACAAAAAUCAUCAAAAUUUAUAAGAUUACAAGAGAACAAUGCCGAUAUGGGCACUUUACAAAACAACCCAGCCUUGCAGAUGGGGCCAUUCCGGAUCAUGUAAUCAGGCUCUAAGAAAAUAUUUGUCCUGUUUUUCAUAACUGUCUUUCUAACUUACACAUCGGGUCAUGUAGCAGCUGCUCAGAAGAACACUUCUCUACUCAUCCUGUUGGCCCUAGCUUUUUCUCUAACAUUUUACGUAACUCUGCUUUAAGAUUUCUUUUUUCGUAGACAUUUGCCUCAUAUUAACUUAAUCCGGAGAAUUUUUAACCACGACGAAAUAGGCAUCAAUUGUUAUGUGCAAACUGAAAGAUCUUUGACUAAAUCUGUUCCCUUUUUUCAGGAACCUGAUUUACGCUAUCUUGUAGAAAACAUUUGGAAUAGCCAGAGCGUGCUCAGCGCUCACGAAGACCUGUUUGACCUGAUUCUUGUACGGUGGAAUAAGUACGAAGAGUAG
Molecule: messenger RNA, 848 nt
Organism: Porites evermanni
Lineage: Eukaryota; Metazoa; Cnidaria; Anthozoa; Scleractinia; Poritidae
Source: the annotation of a GenBank genome assembly